Schistosoma mattheei is the source of this 2973-nucleotide messenger RNA. Lineage: Eukaryota; Metazoa; Platyhelminthes; Trematoda; Strigeidida; Schistosomatidae. The record is from the annotation of a GenBank genome assembly.
CAAAGUUUUAGUUAUUUUUCAGCGAAAACUAUGACCUACGAAUAUAAAGUAGCUAAUUAGAUAUUGUUGUCCAAUGAACACUUCUUAUAAUUAUUAUGGUAGCCAAUACAACAAUUACUACGCAUCAGAAAACAGAAUUCCCUCUGAUGUGAAAGCUCAUGCGUGUUUAAUGAUCUUAGCAUGGGGUUUCUGUAACCCAAAUGCAAUAAUCAUUUCGAGACACUUCAAGAAAGGUUGGCCAGGUCGGACAAUAAAUAACUUCGCUUACUGGUUUCAGUUUCACAUUAUUCUGCAGUCAUUCACCCUUGCGUUCGUUUUAUUGGCACUAAUGAUUAUUGUUGUACAUGUUAUGGGCUACUCAAAUUUAAAUGAUCUGCCCUUCAGCGCUCACCCAGCUUGUGGAUUUGCAAUCGUUGUGCUUACUUUCUCAAAUCCUAUUGUUGCAUGGUUUCUCUGCACGACAAGUGGUCGUCAGAGAGCUAUUACGAAAUAUGUUCAUCAGGUGGCUGGAAUUUUGUCCCAGAUGCUUGCAGUCCCGACGGCCUUAAUCGGAUUACAGAUGCCUGCUUUGGGAUAUGGUGUUUGUUCAUCAAAAAUAUAUUCGACACUUUUUGCUAUUACUGUUGUUCUUAACGUCAUCGUUGAAAUAACUCUUGAAGUUAUUGGAUACAAAAUCGGAAAAAAUGUCAAAAUUGUGCGGUCAAUCCUAAGCAUUCAAGCUGAUGAAGCUGACAAACUGCUGGCUCGAAUUGAAGAAGAUCCGAAACAUGGAGCUACAUUUUUAGAACACUAUAGGAUAGAACUUAAUCAAAGGUCCAAAAGAGGUGUACCAAAAGAAAUUACCAAAAACCAUACAUGUUGCAGGUUGAUCGGAUUAUAUUUGAAAAGUCAAGCUUAUCCUACAUGUAACUCAAUGACGGCUAAUUAUUUUCUAAGCAUAUGAUCAGAAGAGUAGAAGGUACCGUUUAAUUAAUAUGAACAUGCCAAUCAAGUUAUAAAAAACUACUUAUAAGAGGAAUCCAUUUCAUAUAUAUAUGAUAAAUUAUAAGCUAACGAUUAAUUGUACUAGUAUAUGGAGAAUUGUAGAGACUAAGGAUCUCUCAUAGUUUAAAUCAUGAAUUAUUCUCAGCUAAACCAUAUUUAAGAACCCAGGAUGAUUGAACAGUUGUUUCGUCGUAAUAAGAGAUUCCUCAGAAGUGUGCACCCCUGAUGACUCUGUAUCUUGGAAGCAAAAUCAUGAUCUUUGAUCUAUGGCACGAACCCUUAAACUAUAAACCACUGAGCCAACAUCCAACUGUGUAUGUGUCUUGCCUCAGCCAUUUAAUGAUACUGCACAAUCCUCAUCCAUUUCCCGCUGUGGAUAACUGUCUCACAUCUGAAAUGAUUGAAAUACACUAGUCAAAGCUUUCACCAGAACUCCAGGAGCAACCGAAAGCCCUGGGCUUGGUUCGUUGAUGCAUACCACUGAGGAGUCUCAUACUAAAACGAAAAGAUUGUCUGGUGCUUCCAUAUUAUUAACGGUGAUCUCGCUUAAAUCAGUUCAUGACUUAAACUCAGAGAAUUAUUGUAUGUUUGUUGGAAUUUGAAGUUAUAUGAAGUUGGACUACAUAAUUUUUAGGUAAUAAUAACUAGUCAAAUUUUAACAAACAAUUAUGAGUUAACCUAUGUUGCCUCAUAUAUAUAUGAUCGUAUAAUGUUAAAAAUGGACUCCAUGGCAAUAAUCACUUCACUUUAUAAAAGGAGAUCUAAUGACCUAUGGGGCAUUAUAUUACCUUCGAUGACUCACAUGGCCUAUGAUCCUCCAGGAGGGCUAACAGGCGAUGAUUCACAGCUUGUAAUUAUGUAAACUCCACGUCAGUUGUCUUGGUUAAAUCCUUAUAGAGUAGCUGUAGUUCGUGGAUAAUUUAUUUCACCAACACUAACCAACGUAGGCUUGACAAUUUACCGUUAGCAUCCAUAUACAGUGUAAAACUACUAUCUCUGAGGGUUGUAUUUCAGAACUCUGCUUUCCAUUCAUCCAACAUUUGAACAUGGUUUUGGAUUAUUAGUAGUGACAAUGAUCAAUAUGCUGCCACCUUUAAGUACCUGUGUCAUUCAAAUGAGCUGUAUACAAUUAAUGUUGUGAAAUAGAUUUCAUGUAUUCCGCAUGCAUAAUAGCAUUAUAACUAGUAAACGAGUAUCUUUUUUUCUCAUAAAUGGAUGAUUAUGACAAUAUUUAAUUAACAUAUUUGUAACUUUUCAAAAAAAUUAUCUUAAUCAUAAAUUAUUCAGUUGAUGUACUGUAGAAAAUACUACAGUUAGGAAUCAGGCUUUUCAAAGAAAUCUCUAUUUCAACGGUAUUCUUCACUAUCUAAUUAUUUACACACAUCUUAUUACGUAGUGAUUUUAAUGUUUUGUGAUUACUAUUCCUAGUCUAUUUACCCACGUUUGUUUGACCUUCUAUUUCCAACGAUUAACUAUUGAUAAGAGUUUUGUUAUUCUCACUAUUAUCAGUUCACCUGUCUUCCUACUAUCAACUUGUACUUUUACCUAUUAUGUGUAGUGACAUUCUAUUUCAUUGUGAUUAUUGACCCAUAUUGCCUUGAUUGGUUUAAAAAUUUUCGUAUAAAUAUUCAUGUAUAUUAGGGUAAAGCCUGAUGACGAUCUAAUUGAAAACAAUUGUUCGUUUAUAUGUGUUGUUCAACGGUUUAUCUUGAAAAUUCAUAUGGACUCAUCUCUUUGAAAUAUAUUUGUUCAUCAGCAUAAGACAUAUUAGAUACGCCUUAUAUUUUACUGUCAGUCAGUCAAACACCACUUAGAAGCUCGUACAUACUUUAAUAUAAUAAGCCAAGUCGUAAAAACUGCUACGCAUGGAUUGAAUAAAACUUACGACUGUUAACCCUAGUGGAGGAGCAUGGGCCGCUCACCAGCUUUCUCCAUCAAACUCUGUUCUGGGCAAUCCUCUCCAGCUGUUUCCAACUGCUAUUCAUUCUU